GGGGGCCUAGACCCUGGGAGGCCAAAGGACUGUAAGCCGGGGCCAAGGGAGCAGAGGGUGAGGAAGCCAGAGCAUCCAAGUUGACUGGCCAUCUUCAAGUGGAGUCAGGAGAGAGUUCCAACUCAGGGAGACCGAGGUAAAAGCCGUAGCUCACUCACUUGCUGCACAAGAUGAUAUUCCUCACCACGCUGCCUCUGUUUUGGAUAAUGAUCUCAGCUUCUCGAGGAGGCCACUGGGGUGCCUGGAUGCCCUCGUCCAUCUCAGCCUUCGAGGGGACAUGCGUCUCUAUCCCCUGCCGUUUCGACUUCCCCGAUGAGCUCAGACCGGCUGUGGUGCACGGCGUCUGGUAUUUCAACAGUCCCUACCCCAAGAACUACCCACCCGUGGUCUUCAAGUCCCGCACACAAGUGGUCCACGAGAGCUUCCAGGGCCGCAGCCGCCUGCUGGGGGACCUGGGCCUCCGCAACUGCACCUUGCUUCUCAGCACGCUGAGCCCCGAACUGGGAGGCAAAUACUAUUUCCGAGGGGACCUGGGCGGCUACAACCAGUACACAUUCUCAGAGCACAGCGUCCUGGAUAUCAUCAACACCCCCAACAUCGUGCUGCCCCCGGAAGUGGUGGCGGGAAGGGAAGUGGAGGUCAGUUGCAUGGUGCCGGACAACUGCCCGGAGCUGCGCCCGGAGCUGAGCUGGCUGGGCUACGAGGGGCUGGGGGAGCCCACGGUGCUGGGUCGGCUGCGUGAGGAUGAAGGCACCUGGGUGCAAGUGUCGCUGCUUCACUUCGUGCCCACCAGAGAGGCCAACGGCCACCGUCUGGGCUGCCAGGCCGCCUUCCCCAACACCACCUUGCAGUUCGAGGGUUACGCCAGUCUGGACGUCAAGUACCCCCCAGUGAUUGUGGAGAUGAAUUCCUCCGUGGAGGCCAUUGAGGGCUCCCACGUCAGCCUGCUCUGUGGGGCUGACAGCAACCCGCCUCCGCUGCUGACCUGGAUGCGGGACGGGAUGGUGUUGCGAGAGGCCGUGGCCGAGAGCCUGUACCUGGACCUGGAGGAGGUGACCCCCGCGGAGGACGGCGUCUACGCUUGCCUGGCAGAGAACGUCUACGGCCAGGACAACCGCACGGUGGAGCUGAGCGUCAUGUACGCACCUUGGAAGCCCACAGUGAACGGGACGGUGGUGGCCGUGGAGGGGGAGACGGUGUCCAUCCUCUGCUCCACACAGAGCAACCCGGACCCCAUCCUCACCAUCUUCAAGGAGAAGCAGAUCCUGGCCACCGUCAUCUACGAGAGCCAGCUGCAGCUGGAGCUCCCUGCAGUGACACCGGAGGAUGACGGGGAGUACUGGUGUGUGGCGGAGAACCAGUACGGCCAGAGAGCCACCGCCUUCAACCUGUCUGUGGAGUUUGCGCCCAUAAUCCUGCUGGAGUCACACUGCGCGGCUGCCAGAGACACAGUGCAGUGCCUGUGCGUGGUAAAAUCCAACCCGGAACCCUCUGUGGCCUUUGAGCUGCCUUCCCGCAACGUGACGGUGAACGAAACCGAGAGGGAGUUCGUGUAUUCAGAGCGCAGCGGCCUCCUGCUGACCAGCAUCCUCACACUCCGGGGUCAGGCCCAGGCCCCGCCCCGGGUCAUCUGCACCACCAGGAACCUCUAUGGCACCCAGAGCCUCGAGCUGCCCUUCCAGGGAGCACACCGACUGAUGUGGGCCAAAAUCGGGCCUGUGGGGGCUGUGGUCGCCUUUGCCAUCCUGAUUGCUAUUGUAUGCUACAUCACCCAGACAAGACGAAAAAAAAACGUCACGGAGAGCCCCAGCUUCUCGGCGGGAGGCAACCCUCACGUCCUGUACAGCCCCGAAUUCCGAAUCUCCGGGGCCCCUGAUAAGUACGAGAGCGAGAGGCGCCUGGGAUCUGGGAGGAGGCUGCUGGGCCUUCGGGGGGAACCCCCAGAACUGGACCUCAGUUAUGCCCACUCAGACCUGGGGAAACAGCCCACCAAGGACAGCUACACCCUGACGGAGGAGCUGGCUGAGUACGCAGAAAUCCGGGUCAAGUGAGGAGGAAGCUGGGGGCUGGCCUUGUGGCUCACGCCCCGCCCCUUCGGGACCCUCGCUGGCCCCCCCUGGCUGUGGGCUCCCUUCCUCCUGGAAAUGGCAGCGGUGGGGGCGGGAAGGGGCAGGGCAGGAGAUAGUGAGGCUGUGGGGGCCUCUCCUUCCCUCCCGGCCGCUCCGUUCUGCCAGCACCCCGUGCCCACGUCACAGCUCCCCUCUGCCCUCCUUUUAACCUGUCUAGAGGGGUGCUCUGUCUGUCCAUGUUAUUUAUUGCUAUCCCUGUCCUGGUCUCCUGUCCCCCUACCUGGCCCUGGGAUCUGUACAAAGGGGACACGAAAUAAAUGUCCCAAUGCCAAA
Psammomys obesus (fat sand rat) is the source of this 2402-nucleotide messenger RNA. It is a transcript of the gene Mag, whose product is annotated as myelin associated glycoprotein. The transcript is spliced from 11 exons. Bases 171 to 2051 code for a protein of 626 amino acids. The record is from RefSeq and is a predicted model, not a curated record. NCBI's taxonomy places the organism in Eukaryota, Metazoa, Chordata, Mammalia, Rodentia, Muridae.